AUGGUCACGAAAAAGCCUUUGAACAUAAAUGACGAAGAUCUUGUCGAUGGAUUGAUUGAGAUUGAGGGAAGGCCUAUGGAUCAACCGACAUCCAUGUCAUACUGCCUUCAGCGGAUCCGACUAGGCGAACUGUGCCGUGAGAUCACUGACAGCAUUCCCUUUGCUGAUAUCGGGAAUCAGCUAUUUGACUAUGACAAAUUACGGAUAAUCGAUAUGAGGAUAUGUGAAAUCACGAAUGGGUUGCCAAAGUUCUUCUCCCUCGAUUACAAUGCAGGCGAGCUUCCAGUAACGGAUCCACGGAAAUCACCUGGCAUUAUCAUUCAACGAUAUGUCAUAAAUUCUUUAAUUCACACCCAAAGAUGCAGACUGCAUCUUCCAUAUCUAUCCCGGGCAGCCACGGAACACGAUCUCAAUUUCUCGCGAGAGGCAUGUUUACAAGCCGCGCGCACAACUAUCCAAACAGAACGACUCUUAUCAACAGAGCAGAUUCCUUUUGUACUUGCACGAUUGAAGUUUUCUGGUGUUCUGCAUUGUGUUUGUGUGGCAAUCAUCGUCUUGUUGAUGGAUGUUUGCCUCAACAAGAAUCUGCGGCCAGAGCAGGAUCGGGAACGACGAGCGGAGAUUUUCGAUGCUUUCCAGAUUCUGGAAGAGGCAAAGGACCAAUCGCCCUUUGCGGAAAAAAUUCUGGAAUCGUUUUACGCUUUUCUCUGGCGAAAUAAAGUCACUCUGCCUGACAGCAAUGGCAAGCCCAGUCGAAGAGCCAAUAAUGCUCAGAGUCAACAGCCACCCUCUGAUUUGAGUACUGGGUCUACAUUACCGACUGUUUUGACUGGUGAUGAUUUAGUAGGAAACAACCCAUUGGAUCCGAGCCUUCCGACAUUCGAUGAAAUCUGGCAGACUUUUGAUAGUAAUGUGGAUCCGACUUCAUUUUUCGACUGGAAUUCCCUGUUUGCCGAGUUGGACUCACCAUUCCUUUCGAUGUGA
Molecule: messenger RNA, 984 nt
Organism: Penicillium verhagenii
Lineage: Eukaryota; Fungi; Ascomycota; Eurotiomycetes; Eurotiales; Aspergillaceae
Product: fungal specific transcription factor domain-containing protein
Exons: 1
Coding region: 1-984 (327 amino acids)
Source: RefSeq, a predicted model, not a curated record